Hippoglossus stenolepis (Pacific halibut) is the source of this 2103-nucleotide messenger RNA. RefSeq names its product zinc finger protein 391-like. Gene Ontology annotation, molecular function: RNA polymerase II cis-regulatory region sequence-specific DNA binding; DNA-binding transcription factor activity, RNA polymerase II-specific. Gene Ontology annotation, biological process: regulation of transcription by RNA polymerase II. The record is from RefSeq and is a predicted model, not a curated record. Lineage: Eukaryota; Metazoa; Chordata; Actinopteri; Pleuronectiformes; Pleuronectidae. Gene Ontology annotation, cellular component: nucleus. The coding region runs from base 158 to 1720 and encodes 520 amino acids. The transcript has 4 exons.
ACAGAGUAUUUCUACUGUGCAGUAUUAGUACUUUCGUUUCCUCGUCGUCCUCCAGUCCAGCAGGGGUCGCUGUGGGCUCUGCACUCGGUGUCUCUGUUUACCUGCCGCUGGCUCUCUUUGUCCGCUCCGAGACUCAAAGUGCGCAGAAAGGAGGACAAUGUGCGCAGAAAGGAGGACAAUGUGCGCCGUGCAGCUGCUGCGGGUGUCGGUACGUGAGCGGAUCAGCGCGGCCGCUGAAGACUUCCUGCUGCAGCUGGAGAAAGGAGAAGAAACGGCUCGAGUCCCGGCGCUGAGAGCGCUGCUCACCGAGCGGCUAGCGGCGGCGGCGGAGGAGAUCGUCGCGGUGUUUGAGGAAACCGUGGCGGAGUACGAACACAGAGUGGAGCGGUCCGAGCGGGAGGUCUGCCGCCAGAGGAGGCUGCUCGAUGCCGUGAUGAAGCCCGAAGUCCGGCUGCACAGAGCAGACAUCCUGCAGCUGGUGGUGAGUAAAGCAGAGGUUCCCCCUGAGCAGCAGCAGUGGAGCCCCCUUGUGGACAAGGAGGACCCAGAGCCCCCCCACAUUAAAGAGGAACAGGAGGAACGGUGGCCCAAGCAGGAGGGAGAGCAGCUUCAAGGACUGGAGGAGGCUGAUAUCAAGUUCACAUUGACUCCUGUCGCUGUGAAGAGUGAAGAAGAUGAAGAGACACCUCAGUCGUCACAGCUUCAUCAGAGUCAGACUGAGGAGAACAGAGUGAACUGUGGAGGACCAGAACCAGCCAGGAACUCAGGUCCUGAUGGACAUUUACAACCAGUUAGUGAAGAUAAUUCUUUAGUUUCUACGGAAACUGAUGAAAGUGACUGUGAUUGGACACACUCCAAUGAAGAUCAGUCAGGUAACGAGAAUGAUAAAAACUGUGAAGCACCUGAAACUGAUGCAGGGACUUCAGUGAAGGAGAGACCCUUCCCCUGCUCAUACUGCGGUAAAAGAUUCAGCCUUAAAGGAAACUUGAACAGACACAUCCGAGACCAUACGGGCGAGAGACCGUUUCCGUGCACAGGUUGUGACAAAUCAUUUAAGGACAGUGGCUCGUUGACGGCACAUAUGAGGUGUCACACAGGAGAGCAACCGUACAGCUGCUUAUUCUGUGGGAAGAGUUUUAGUGGAAGGGGAAACAUGACGAGACACAUGAGAAUCCACACAGGAGAGAAACCAUUUACCUGCUCAGUGUGUAACAAAAGUUUUCAUGUGAAAGAACACCUCAACAGACAUAUGAAGUAUCACACAGGGGAGAAACCGUUCAAUUGCUCCAUCUGCGGUAAAGGUUGUGCUCAGAAAACUGACCUGAAGAAACACAUGAGAGUCCACACGGGAGAGAAACCAUUUAGUUGUCCCUUCUGUGGAAAGUGCUGUGCUGAAAAAGGAGACCUGACCAAACACAUGAGAGUUCACACAGGAGAGAAACCGUUCAGCUGCAACGUUUGCGGUAAAAGUUGCGCUCAAAGGGGAAGCCUAAAGAUUCACAUGAGAAUCCACACAGGAGAGAAACCUUUCAGCUGCUCAGUCUGCGGCAAAUGUUUCACUGUCACAGGACAUCUCAAGAGACACAUGAAGCUGCAUGUCGCAGACAGUCAGGUGAACGAGGCUGAAGAUAUCAAUUCAGGCAAAGCACAACAGCAAGUGGAUGCUGUUGAACCAGUGAACACGUCGUGUUGUUCCCUCAUUGUAGAGGAAAGAUGUUAGAGAUACACCUCACGUUUAUCAAACAUCUCAAGUCCUGUCAUCAAGAGACAUUUGUUACAAGAACAUCACUCGGUCGAGUUGAUUCCUCCACCAAGACCCAAUGGUCCCUCAAAUUCAGUCAAGAUGCACCAAAUCACACACACUCCUGAAAGUCAGUCCACUAAAUAUUUCAGAUUUUAUUCAUCUUCCAUGAAUUAUUUUCUGAGACAUCAACAAAAGUGUUACAAAAAAGUUUUAUCUCUGUUAAUGCUGUAUCUCUGUAUCUUCUCUGGAGGAUCAAGUGUGAACACAAAGAGUGAGACUCAGUUUGUCUUCUCCUCCUGAGCUCCUGUAUAAAGUGUAGAUCCAGGAGCAGUGUGAACAGCAGAGGAUCCUCCACUGAU